AUGGAUACUUUCCAGAUCAGGCCGUCAUUUCUGUUUGGAAUGCAAUUCUCGCGGGAAGAGGCUCUGAGCGGUGAGUUGUCAGCAGAAAGCUUUGCUCAGAUACAAAAGCGAUAUAAUGACUACGACGGUGCUGCUGAGAAGGAACCAAAAUGGGGAGCGCAAAAUGCUAUGCAGUGCUACGUGCAAGCCCAGGCUGUUCCCGACAAGACGGUUGCCGACUGUGUGGAAGCCUUAAUAGGUACAUAUCUUCUAAAUGGAGGCGUUUUGGGAGCUAUUAAAAUUCUGGAAUGGCUGAAGAUUAUACCAGCUGAGGAACGCUUAAAUACACUCCUCCACAAGCCAGUGUCUACGGCUUUUACACAAAAAAAUGCAAGCGUGGCCGAAAUUGAUCACCUGCUAAACCACACACGAAACGAUCUGCAAGAAAUACUAAACUACACGUUUAAAGAUCCAGCACUUUUGUUAGAGGCCCUGUCUCAUCCCUCGUAUAUACGGAACCGUUACACACUAUCCUACGAACGUCUAGAGUUCAUAGGCGAUGCUGUUUUGGAUUUUCUCAUCACAUCGUACUUAUUCGAGAACUGUCGAGAUCUGAAACCUGGAGACCUGACCGACUUGAGGUCAGCUCUUGUGAACAACGUCACUUUCGCCGCGUAUGUUGUGAAACUGGGACUGCACAAAUAUAUUUGCUCACAGUUGAAUCCAGCACUGGAUAACGCUAUAUUGGCUUUUGUUGAACAUCAAGAACAGAGGGACCACGAAAUUGUUGAAGACGUCUUAUAUCUGAUAGAAGAAGAGGAAUGCCAGGUCGCUGAAUACGUCGAAGUGCCUAAGACCCUGAGUGAUAUUUUCGAAUCGUUGGCGGGCGCUAUAUAUUUGGACAGUGGCGGGGAUUUGCAAGCCGUUUGGUCCGUCGUAUACAGGAUCAUGUACAAGGAGAUCAACAAUUUCUCCAUCCGCAUACCGAUUCAGCCAGUGCGUGUGCUCAGUGAAAAUAUAUACGCUUGCCCUUCUUUCAAAAAGGCAAAAGUAACCAACUCUGACAUACCCAAAGUAAUGGUACCAGUUACUUUUACAAAGAAGGGCCGACAGCACACAGUGUAUGGAGUGGGAAAUAAUAAAUUCCAAGCGAAGCGAGCCGCGGCCAAAUUGGCGCUGAAGGUUUUGAGCUGUUGA
Molecule: messenger RNA, 1176 nt
Organism: Parnassius apollo (apollo)
Lineage: Eukaryota; Metazoa; Arthropoda; Insecta; Lepidoptera; Papilionidae
Source: the annotation of a GenBank genome assembly